Molecule: messenger RNA, 950 nt
Organism: Drosophila biarmipes
Lineage: Eukaryota; Metazoa; Arthropoda; Insecta; Diptera; Drosophilidae
Product: protein D3
Exons: 3
Coding region: 349-888 (179 amino acids)
Source: RefSeq, a predicted model, not a curated record
ACUCAUCGUAACAACCAUAAAGUUGUUAAUUUUAGUGAUCUUUGCGUUUGCAGUAAAAAUGCCUAAAUAAUGCCAGUUCGCAUAAAAGCUUUGCUAUCGCCGGAGGGCUUUUCACAAUUUUCCAUUGGCGACAAAUCAAUGCGUUAGCUGUUGCCAGCGAGGGAUAACCUUGGGCGGUUUCAACAUCCAGAUAUUAAUUAAUUGGACUGGAAAUUUUAAUAAAACCGAAAGACAUCCGCUGUAUCAGUCAGAAGCUUUCGCCUUGUUAUCAUCCAGCCGGCUUGGUCAUCAGUGAUAAGACAAAAACAGUACCGUCAUUUUCACCGGCUGACUCGACUGACACGUAACAUGGAUGACAUAGUGCCCGAUGUUGUGGAUGCGGUUCCCGCUGGCACCGUAAAGGUCACCUAUAACGGAGGCCUUCAGGUGGACCAGGGCAACGAGCUGACGCCCACCCAGGUGAAGGAUCAACCGGCUGUCGACUGGUCGGGGCUGGAGGGAAAGUCCAACCUGAUUACCCUGCUGAUGGUAGACCCCGACGCGCCCACUCGUCAGGAUCCCAAGUACCGCGAGAUCCUGCACUGGGCUGUGGUCAACAUUCCCGGCAGCAAUACCGAUCCCUCCGGGGGCUAUCCCCUGGCAGCCUACGUGGGCUCCGGUCCGCCGGAGGGCACUGGCCUGCAUCGCUACAUUUUCCUGGUCUACCGCCAGGAGAACAAGAUCGAGGAGACGCCCACCAUUUCCAACACCACUCGGGCCGGUCGUUUGAACUUUAACGCCCGGGACUUUGCCGCCAAGCACGGAUUGGGGGAUCCCAUCGCCGCCAAUUAUUACCAGGCCCAGUACGAUGACUUUGUGCCAAUCCGGAAUAAAACGUUCACCGGCUAGAUUUGUGCAUAUAUCACGCCGGACUUUCUGUGCCCAGUCAAUAAAGCCUAACCAAUCGCUUA